CAGCAACCACAGGCUGAGAACUAGCUAAACUUUUAACCACAAACGUCAUGUAAAUAUGUUCAAAUAACGAAGAAUUUCAUGUUAACAUGUGCUUCUACUAAAUAUGAAACUCUAGUUAACAGGAUUUGGUCUAACCUGCUUUUUAUGACGUUAAUAUUGUUGGAGAGGUUAACGUAGGCGAGGCGGCAGUGGGGGUUUCAGAGUUUGGCUAGCUAAGUAACGCUAGCUGUAAAAUCGGACAUAUUGGCCACCCUGAUGAACGUUUGACGUUAAUGUCAUAGCAGUGGACAUAUAGUUAUUAACGUUAUUUGUCGGCGUCAAUCGCUCCCCGGCUUCUUUGGUGAUUUGGCUAACUUUUAAGGCACGUAACCAUAAAACUGACAGGGCUAAAUGAAUGUAUCUUCGUUUUAUGCAUAAAGUUACACGACACUUUGGUGUCAUCUAUAAAACUUCCAGCUAACGGUAGCGUUAAGUGUCCUCUAGAUUGACUUCUGUGUUUGACAGAGUUUAACCGGUGCGCUUUUACUGUGAAGGGGCAAAAGCAGGGCGGAAAGGCGGGUGCGGUUAGCUGCUUGUAGCUCGACAGAGGGAGGACGUAGUGGAGACCGUUGGGAAGCUUUCGCCAAGCGGUUCUUGGGGAUCCCUCUCGUUUGUACGUGUAGGUUAGCCGUGGCACCCCUGGGAUGAAUCCACCGAGCCUCCACGCCUCUGUGGAUUUAAAUUCGCCUGGAAUAUGAACAGAAGAAGAAGAUAAGUGGCUGUGGCUGGCUUCCUGCAGGAUUUUGCCAAGGCUUUUUGUUUUUCCGUGGACAUGCCUCGUCUAUGGAACAAGGCUGCGCGAAGCUAGCUGGCCGACAGUCCAGCUAGCGCGACAUUUCCAGGCUUUGGAUGCUUGUUUGGCAAAAGAGCUGAUUUAUUUUGGAUCAGCGCUACCUCGUCUCCCAGGGGUAAGGAGUCAGGAUGGGGGAGCCCAGCCUGGACGACGCCAAUGUCAAGGUGGCUGUUCGUGUACGGCCCAUGAACAGGAGAGAAAAGGAACUAAACACUAAAUGUGUUGUGGAGAUGGUGAAGAACCAGACGAUCCUCCAUCCCAACCUGGGCAAAGCAGACUCCAGGAGUCAAUCCAAGGUUUUCGCCUAUGAUUACUGCUUCUGGUCCAUGGAUGAAACGGAUAAGGAGAAUUUUGCAGGUCAGGAGGUGGUUUUCCAGUGCCUUGGGGAAAGUCUUCUCCGCAACGCCUUCCAGGGCUACAAUGCUUGUAUCUUUGCCUAUGGACAAACUGGUUCGGGGAAGUCAUAUACCAUGAUGGGUACAGGAGACCAGCCAGGUCUGAUUCCUCGGCUGUGCAGCGCUCUGUUUGAACGAACCCAGACGGAAGGCAGGAAAGAGGAGAGCUUUACUGUUGAGGUGUCCUACAUGGAGAUCUACAACGAGAAGGUCCGAGAUCUGCUGGAUCCCAAAGGGGGGAGACAACCUCUGAGGGUCAGGGAACAUAAAGUUUUGGGUCCUUAUGUGGAUGGCCUGUCCCGACUAGCUGUUGCCAGCUACAAGGACAUUGAGUCUCUGAUGUCAGAGGGGAAUAAGUCUCGGACUGUUGCUGCUACCAACAUGAAUGAGGAGAGCAGUCGAUCGCACGCCGUCUUCAACAUCAUCCUCACACACACACUGAAAGACUUACAGUCUGGGACAAGUGGUGAGAAGGUGAGUCGGUUGAGUCUGGUAGACUUGGCUGGAAGUGAACGUGCAGCAAAAACUGGAGCAGCAGGAGAACGUCUCAAGGAAGGAAGCAACAUCAACAAGUCUCUCACUACCCUGGGCCUGGUGAUCUCAGCACUAGCUGAACAGGGAACUGCCAAGAACAAAAACAAAUUUGUACCUUACAGAGAUUCUGUUCUGACAUGGCUGCUGAAGGACUGUCUGGGUGGCAACAGUCGCACAGCAAUGGUUGCUACUGUGAGUCCAGCAGCAGACAACUAUGAAGAGACACUGUCAACCUUACGAUAUGCAGACAGAGCAAAGAACAUUGUCAACCAUGCUGUUGUUAACGAAGACCCCAACGCUCGCAUCAUCAGGGAGCUCAGAGAGGAAGUAGAGAAACUGCGAGAUCAGCUGACUCAGGCAGAGUCUUUGAAGGCUCCUGAUCUGAAAGACCGUCUGGAAGAGUCAGAAAAGUUGAUUCAGGAGAUGACCAUCACCUGGGAGGAGAAGCUUCGCAAAACUGAGGAGGUUGCACAGGAGCGGCAGAAGCAGUUAGAGAGUUUGGGUAUUUCUCUCCAAUCCUCAGGGAUUAAAGUUGGGGAUGAUAAGAGUUUUCUUGUCAACCUUAACGCCGAUCCUGCCCUAAAUGAACUUCUGGUGUAUUACCUGAAGGAACACACAAAGGUGGGCUCAGCAGACUCUCAGGACAUCCAGCUGUGUGGGAUGGGUAUCCAGGCCGAGCACUGUAUCAUCGAUAUUACGACAGAGGCUGCCGUCAUCCUCACCCCCUACCGCAACGCUCGGACAUGUGUUAAUGGCUCUCCAGUAACCAGUGGUCUGCAGCUUCACCAUGGUGACCGAAUCCUCUGGGGAAACAACCACUUCUUUAGGAUUAACCUGCCUAAGAGGCGUUCUCGGGGAGCUGAGGAUGAAGAGGGUGAGGGAGGUGUGAUGAAGAACAGUGGCAGCAGUGAGCAGCUGGAUGCAGAUGGUGACACAGCCAGUGAAGUGUCCAGUGAGGUCAGCUUCUCCUAUGAGUUUGCUCAGACAGAGGUGAUGAUGAAGGCCCUGGGAAAUAAUGACCCAAUGCAAGCAGUCCUCCAGUCUCUGGAGAGGCAGCAUGAAGAGGAGAAGCGCUCUGCUCUGGAGCGACAGAGACAAAUGUAUGAGCAGGAACUCCAGCAGCUCCGCAAGAAGCUCAACCCAGACCGUCUGUCCACGGGCUCGACUGGAGUGCCGGCAUCUGGCCAGCAGGGUUCAGGACAGCAGUCUCACUACCGCAGCCUGGAGAGACUCAGUAUGGGAGGGAUGACUCAUUCGACCAGCGCUCAGAGCAGACUGAGGCAGUGGAAUGAGGACAGGGAGGCAGUGUUGGUGAGAAGUCUGCGGCGGCUGAGGGAGCAGAUAGUGAGGGCCAACCUCCUGGUGCAAGAAGCUUGUUUCAUUGCAGAUGAAUUGGAGCGACACACAGAGUACAAAGUCACUCUGCAGAUCCCAUCAGACAACCUUAACGCAAACCGCAAGAGGGAUGCUGUGCUCAGUGAACCAGCAAUUCAGGUUCGACGACGAUGUCGAGGGAAGCAGAUCUGGAGUCUUGAGAAGAUGGAAAAUCGCCUGGUCGACAUGAGAGAGCUGUACCAGGAGUGGCAGGAAUACCACGUCCAUCACCAGGACAACCCAAUGAUGCGCUCAUAUUUCCGUCGAGCAGACCCGUUUUUUGAUGAGCAGGAAAACCACAGUCUGAUUGGCGUCGCCAAUGUCUUCCUUUCCUGUCUCUUCUAUGAUGUCAAGCUGCAGUACGCUGUUCCCAUCAUCAACCAAAAGGGAGAGGUGACAGGGCGUCUUCAUGUGGAGGUGGUGAGGGUUGGCGGGGGAUUGGAGGACAACAUGGCUGGAGGAGAUGAAUCUGACAACAACCAAGACAAUGAAAUUCAGGAUCGCAAACUGGUCUGCAUGAUUAAGAUCCUGCAGGCCACUGGUCUUCCCCAGUACCUUUCCAACUUCGUCUUCUGUCAGUAUGCAUUCUGGGACCAGCCUGAGCCCAUCAUUGUGGCUCCUGAAGUAGACCCAUCAUCCUCUUCACCCAACACCAAGGACCCACACUGCAUGGUGGUGUUUGACAGCUGCAAGGAGUUGGCGGUGUCAGUAACAGAGGAUUUCAUCGAAUACCUGACUGAAGGGGCAGUUGCCAUUGAGGUUUAUGGACACAGACAAGCUGAUACAGGAAGAAACCCCGCCCUGUGGGAUCUCAGCAUCAUCCAGGCCAAGACACGCACAUUACGAGACAGGUGGAGUGAGGUAACACGUCGCCUGGAGCUGUGGAUUCAAAUCCUAGAGAUAAAUGAGAAUGGAGACUUUGUCCCGGUGGAAGUGAUUCCUGCUAGAGAUGUGCGGACAGGGGGAAUCUUCCAGCUUCGGCAGGGCCAGUCGAGAAGAAUCCAGGUGGAAGUGCGGUCAGUUCAGGACUCGGGCACCAUGCCUCUUAUAGCAGAAAUACUGCUGGCAGUGUCAGUGGGUUGUGUGGAGAUCAGAAACACCACAGGCAACCAGGAAGGAGACGAGAUGGACAGUUAUCAGGAACGAGACCUGGAACGUUUGCGGGGCCAGUGGUUAGCUGCUCUCACCAAGAGACAGGAAUACCUCGACCAGCACCUGCAGAGCCUGGUCAGCAAAGCAGAAAAGACAGAGGAUGACAUGGAGAGGGAGGCCCAGCUGCUGGAGUGGCGCUUAACUCUGACAGAGGAGAGAAAUGCUGUCAUGGUGCCCUCUGCUGGCAGCGGCAUUCCUGGAGCUCCCGCUGAAUGGGUUCCCCUGCCAGGCAUGGAGACACACAUUCCUGUCGUCUUUCUGAACCUGAAACCCGAUGAUCUCAGCUCUCAAGACCAGUUUGAGGUUCCUGAUGCUGGAGGUUGGGACGCCACCCUGAGCGGAGAGGAUGAGGAUGACUUCUUUGACCUACAGAUCGUCAAACAUCAUGAUGGAGAGGUGAAAGCAGAGGCAUCAUGGGACUCUACUGUCCAUGAGUGUCCCCAGCUCAGUCGUGGAGGAGCGUGGCCGGAGCAGCGGGUAUACCUGACAGUUCGAGUGGUGGUUCAGCUCAGCCACCCCGCAGAUAUGCAGCUGGUCCUGAGAAAGAGGAUCUGUGUCAAUGUAAACCCAGGCCGCCAGGGUUUUGCCCACAACUUUCUCAGAAGGAUGUCAACCCGCAGCACCAUACCUGGCUGUGGGGUCACCUUCGAGGUGGUCUCCAACAUCCCCGGGGAUGCCCCAGGUUCAGAGGACAGGGAGAUGCUCGCCAGGCUCGCUGCCAACGCACACAACAGCCAGUCAGCUGAUGAUGAGGCUGCAAUUGAGAAAUACCUCCGCAGUGUUCUCAGUCUGGAGAACAUCCUGACUCUGGACAGACUCAGACAGGAAGUGGCAGUGAAGGAGCAACUGACAAGCAGAGGGAGGAGUGGCAGACGGAGCUUAAGUUCUCCUUCAGUCCACAGGCUGUCUGGAAGUAGACAGGACCUGUCCACAACCUGCCUGCUGGACGAUAAGGGUCGAUGGGAGAGUCAGCAGGAUAUCUUCAUGCCUCCUCACCGCACCCUCCCCCGGCCCGCCUCCUCCCCCUCCACCUACUCGACCUCCCCUUCUUCAUCCCCAACUCCCUUUGGCAUGAUGCCUCCACAGAACCAGGAACCAGAGCAAGGUCGUUCAGGACUUGCUGCCUCUUAUCUUUCAGUUAAGGCGCUGGUUCCUCAGAUGCCCAAACUGCUCAAGUCUCUGUUUCCAGCACGAGACGAAAAGAAGGAGCUGAGACCUUCGCCACACAACCAGCAGCAGCAUGUUCCUCGCAUCGUGACAUCAGGAGGGGACGAAAACCGAGUCAAAGCUGAGACUGCUAUUCUGCGGCCCCCAACUAAAGAAAGACGGGCAGAGUACCCUGAAGUCCCUCCUCUUCCUGUGCAUGACCCGCAUGACACUACCCCCCUCAGCCCCCUCAGCCAGUCAUCAAGUGGCUACUUCUCCACUAGUGUUUCUACAGUAACCUUGUCUGACGUCCUCCAAACCUCCUCCUCGUCUUCCUCCCUCCUGGCCUCUGAGACUACAUUACCCACAAACACACAGCAGCAGGGCGCUGACAGGAACGAUGUUGUGACCUCUUCUUCUCAGUGUUGCGCCAAGAUGGCCGUUGUCAUCUCUCCACCCGCUCCCCACAGCUCAGCCAAUCACAACAACGUAACAACAGAAAACUCCUUCUCUGAACACAAGCCAGUCAACUCAGGAGAAGGCUUUGAGAGGCUGGAGAUCUUAGUGGACGAUGAAGAGCAAAGCCAUGAUGACGCACUGCCUGAUUGGCUGGCAGAAGGCGCAUAUGUUACAGUAGGAAGCAAUAAGGCCGGGACAGUGCGCUACGUGGGAACGACACAGUUUGCUGAGGGUGUGUGGGUCGGGGUGGAGCUGGACACCCCUGUAGGUAAAAAUGACGGUUCAGUCGGAGGUCAUCGGUACUUCCACUGUAAACCAGGUUACGGGGUGCUGGUUCGCCCAGACAGGCUGUCCUACCGUGAUCGAACCAGCCGGCGCACGGGAGACUUCUCAGCUCCCGCUCAUGUCCCUGUCCUGCGAGGAGAAGCCAUUGUUGCCCGCCGGGGGGAGAACCGCAAAUCCUGGAGCAGUUGAGACAGGGAAACCAGGAGCUGGGUGGGAGAGAUGAACUCCCCACAGAUCAACACUUCCUCUUCCUCUUCCUCUUCCAGCUAUGCAACAGGCUCUCACAUCUGAACUGACAUACUGCCUACUAUAGUCUGAAAACACAUUCACUACAUCCAUUCACAAGGAAUGGAUAAAAUAGAAUAAAGACAUUGAAGAGAAGAGAACGUGUUGAAAGACUAUGCAGAGAAUAUAGAAGUCCAUGACUGUUUAUCAUGUGGGAAGAUGAUGCUAAAUGAGUGGCGGUCAGUGGGAAGACUGCUGCGGAGGAAUAGAAGUCAGUGCAGACUUUGUCAUGUUUGGAGUGUGGGAGCUCUGCAGGGGUCUGGAUGGAAGUUGCAGACUGGAUGAUUCACUGGGGAUAUUUUCUGAACUGAUAUACAGGGAUGCAAACUAGUCACUAUAUAUGCAGGAGUCACUUUUAUAUAGAAAAUAUUUUAAACUUCAUUUUAGAGUGCAGGGAAAAAAAAGAAUGAGAAAAAUUAAGCAUUUAUUUGCAACCUUUUCUUUUUUUUCGGCAUGCAUAAUAAUUAGUUACACUUAGUAUCAUAGCCUGAAAUAUCACAAUACACUAUAUGGGCAUUUGUUACUCUCAGUUUAUGUCUCACUUUCUGCCCUUCAUGAUUGAUAAAAAAAAGGAAGGUCAUAUUAGAUGUUUUAUUUUUUAAUUUGGGGUUAAUGUGACAAGAAGCAAUGCCAGUUGUGCAGUGAUUUUUACCUGUGAUGUAUUUGCAUCCCUGGAUAUGAUGUUGUCUCCCAGAAUCCCAGAAUCCCUUGCUCUGACCGCAACUCCCUGAACUCUGUCUGCAGACACUUUGACUCAUUGAGACACGUCUCCUCGUCCUGGACUCCUUCUCUUUUCUUUUGAACAUAGAUCCUCCCAGAAUGUGCCUUCACCAUGGCUUGGUUUGCAUUUGUUUGUUUGUGUAUUUAAUUGCUGUCGGCUGUGUUUGCGUUGAAGAGAAUGCCUUGAGUUAAGUGUGAGGUGAUCUCAGGGACUGCAGAGGGGAAAGACAAGGAGGGGUGUCUGUGUUUUGUGUGCGUGUUUGUAAAUGUUGCUCAGUGUUGUGCAGUGUUGUCAUGUGUGAACAGAUGAGAUCAUGUUUUCAUUUUGAUGUUGAAGAUUAUAUAUGUAAAGCAGGAAAAGUCGUGUCCUUGUUGGACAAAGCCACUAUGGGAGCAAGUUGUGUGUACUGGGAGGCUUUAAAAGUCGAUUUUGCACUGGAGACGUCGGAUAAAAAGCAUCGGUAUGUGAGCAGAACGUGUCAGUGGUCGUGGCGCAGUGAGAGGUAGACAAGCGUGAACAGAUUCCUCAAAACCAACUAGUCAUGUGGAAAUGGUUUUUGAUGACCUUAAACCAGAGUGAAUUCUCCAUUUGAGUGGGCGUCUAGAUUUCUGUUCCGUUUAUCCUCUGUGGCUGACAGCUGGCAGCCACUAGGGGGUGCUGUUUAGAGUAGUACUUUGGUGUUGUGCUGGUGGGAAAUUGGCAUGUGUAUGUGUUGAUGAUAAGAAAGUGAGAUGGACACACAGAUAUCCUGUUGGCUGUUUUACGCUUGAGAAGGAAAUCGAUUUGCUUCUAUGCAUUUAGUCAGUUUUAAAAGAAUUUCUUUUAUACAACGGACACAUCUGGGAGAACGAGCUGUACGUUUUGGGAAAGAAGUUCUGACUGAUGGAACAUUACUGGCAUGUCUCGUACAAGAUGAUGUGGCAGACUUUGGGAUUUUAUUUAAGUUUUUAUUGAGCAUCACAUUCCAGAGGGACUGAACACUCUACAGUGACCUUUCUCUGUGUAUGAAUUAUUGGGAAAGCACUGUCAGUACACCACUGCACCGUUCCAUUCAUCAUGAAUACCAUCAGUUCAUGAGGAAUGUGGACAGGGCACAUGUGUUCUCAGUGGUUUUCCUUAAGUUAAAGGGGCACUCCACCAAUUUUAUACAUGAAAUUCAGUUUACUAGACAUAAAAGUUCUACUCAGCAUGUAAAAAUGGUUGUAUAAUGUUGACUGUAACUCUGGAGGGAGCUCCUGGAAAUGAACCCCAGUGAUGUCCCCAGUGGGGCUUUUCCACUGACACUUGUGGCUGUGCCAUUGUACUUUUCUGUUUCCACUGGAACCACUUUAAAUUGGGAGGGAUGGGCCCACUGUAGAGUGGGGCCACAGCGUGCCCACCCUGCCUCAGAGCAGGCUGCAGUGACAGCAGCCAAACGGUGUCAAGGUGAAAAAUAAUAAUUACAACAUAAGCUGUCAUGGCUGGUUUUAAUGGGGACUUUUAAUUGCAAAGACUUCGUAGGAAAUUAAUUGGAACUAUUACCGAUUUAGCAGAGCAGCUAUUCUUUGAUAAUGCUGCUGGAAGGAGUAUUUACAGCCGCUCCGUUGAUGAUUACUCAAGACAAGAGCAUGUAACCCUGUGUAACUGGAAUGCAAAUCCUGCCGCGAUGGGCUGAUGUGCCACGUCAGUCAGAGUCAAGUCAAGCCAGCACAUUUGUUCGGAAAAGCUCCACAGAGUUACUACAUGGAGACUAAAAAAAAGGGAGGGGGGGUCCAAAAGCCUGUGUUCCAAACUGGCCAUGUUCACUUUGACAGACGUCUAUUACAUGAACAUAAUCUAACAGAAGAAAUUAGAGUUGAACUGUGGGAGAUGAAGGCUUUAGAGUUUCUAGAGCUUGACCCAUAUUCAUACGGACUAAAAUCAGAUAAUCUCAGCCUCUGCUGCUUUAACUUGGUUAAAUCUUCUUUGAAAUUUUUAUCCAUCUCUUACAUCAUCACUUUAUUCAGUGUACGUAAUCGUGGGAGUGCCCCAUAAAUUCAUAAACAAACUAGACUGAGGUCAGUAUAAAGUGUUUGAGCUGUCCUGAGUUGGAGAGAUGUGAAGUGAGCAACAGUCCUGUGCUGAAGACGCAUGGUGGAAAAGUAUCGUGUCUGUUUUACAAACGGCUAAGUUCAUAUCCUGAUGAUGACGAUGAUGAUGAUGUUAUUAUCCACUGAGGCAGGUUCUGCAGCCUGUAAGCUGUUUCUAUGGUGACAGUCAGUUUAUCCAUGUGUACUGGGGAAUCUGUACAGAUUUCUGAUGAGAUGAUUUGACCAUGCAUGCUUAUGAAUACAUUACGUGGAAUACUGUGUGCAUGUAAACGCGCUCAGUAUCUGCGAACAAUAUUAUCUUUCUGAUACAACAUGUUUCUCUAUUCUUUUUAUCACGCGUCUUCUUAAUUUGAGAGGCGUGACGUUAUUAUUUAUAUUUAAAUGCUUGUACACAUGCAUUUAUCGCAUGAAAAUCAAUAGCGCCUUUUUAUUUGAAUAAAUAUUGCACAAAUGAUUCCAUGAAAAUUGCUGCUAUUAGCAUUGUAAAUUUACCUGUAAAUGGAUCAGCUGAUUUAUCUAACACACUCUAUCUCUAACUGUAGAUUGGAAUUGAAUAGUUUUGUUUUUUAAUCCCAGACAGAGAAAGUCAGUGCAUCGGUUCGGUGGCCAAUAUAUUUUUAAUAUGAAGCAGUACAAUUGCUAGAAAUGAGGCACUUUGUCAUGUGAGCCUUGAAGAAGAAGUGGGAGUGACAGCUGGAAUAUUUUCUGUGUGAGAAUUCAUUCCAUCUCUUUUAAAAGCGGAGGAGGAAACUAUAAUGUUGGAGCUAAAGGCAGUUUAUCAUUACAGUGGAGUUAUUAUUUAUUAUCUGGCCUUAAAGCCAUUUGAUUGGUUACUGUAGGUGGCUGUCUGCUUCGUUAUUGGCUGACAAGUUGUGAAGUGGCUCGUAGGUUGGACUCUUGGUUGUUUAGAUAUUGUGGUUCAUAACAGUUAUGUGGUAAUGAAGGAGGGGAUUUAGGUUUUCUCGUGUGUGUGUGUGUGUGUGUGUGUGUGUGUGUGUGUGUGUGUGUGUGCGUGCGUGUUGGGUGGGUGUGGCUUCGAUUCAGUCGUGUCAGAGUUCUUGCCAAGAUGGGAAAUGAGCACCAGCUGCCACUUUACUUACUGUACUUUGGACUUGAGCUGAGAGCGACCAACAUGAACCCUCCUGCUCUCUCGAUACAUUUAGGUUCAGUCUCUGCGGCUGCCGUCCGUUCCCAUCCUGGUCUGUGCUCGGGACACUGUUAAAGGGGUUUGAGAUCACUUCAGGCUUCUGGAUGUCCUAUUAUGUUAUUGUGCCUCAGAAAUCACAUGACGAUAUAUCUUCCACACGCGCUUCAGUUCAUUUGCACAGAAGUCUCCAGAGGGAAUCGAAGAGUUCAUGUCUGGAACCCUUUUAUACGUAGGAAGAAAGAAAAUACUUUUUUUUAUAUAUAAAUAUAUUCAGUGCUGUCAAGUUUGCGGUUGUUCUUUAAAUUGUACUGAAACUGUCUUAAUUUUCUGCUUUCAAGUCAGUAUUUUAGAGGUUUUUGGAGCAAUAUUCUUCAGCUAUAUUCCUUCACUCACUACAUUUCAAGUAAAAAGAAGAAAAUGACUUAAAUUGGGAGCUCUUAUUUCACAUGACAGCAGAGCUGAGCUCAAACAUUGUGUUAAUAAGUGACUUUGUCUUUCUCCUCAUGAAGCAUUAGUUUAACAGACGUGCUGUGACGCUGACAUUACAUAGAAAAGUGCAGCUCACAGCUUGCUUCAGGCAUGUGAUCCAACAUUUCACUAAGGAACUGUAAAAAGAGGAAAGUAGCGUUAGUAAUAAGUGUUUUGCUCAGAAUGGAUUUAAUGUUUUAUUUCUCUGCCAGCAGUGUUAUUUAUGUGACUGUAUGAUCCACAAGAACCACAUUCUGUUCAGUUCUUACUGAUGUGAUUUGUGUCCAAUCUUCAGGCGGCAUAUUGAUCUGAUCUGUGCGAGUCUUCAGCCCCUCAGAAUGUUUUAUUAUUUUUACCGUUUCAUUUCUAAAGUGCUUUUGUUUGGCUCAGAAUUAGUCCCAUAUCUUUGUUGCAUUUCCUGUUGCUCCGUGCUAACUAUGGGAUCACUGGUCUGGAGCAUCAUGUCCCGCCUGCCGUAACGUGGCCUUCAAUCUGGAGCCAGACUGGUUUUAGCAGGAACAAUCCCAGCUAACAAACAUGCUGUACUAUAUAAACUCUGUGUGCUAUUGGAGAGAGUAAUUCCAAAACCAUAUGAGUACCCUGGUUUACCACUUUAAAAACAUCAAAAUAAUCCCUUUUUCUAACGGAGUAAGUUCCUAUUCUAAGGACGUGGAGUGGUUUUUGGAUGAAGGUUGAACCUGUAUGAAGGCUGGUGUGUUGCCCCCUGGUGGCUGUUGUUGCACCUCAGUCAGAAAAGCCGACUUCCACACAGGGAAUUUUAUACACUACCAGAAAAAUAAUGCAUAAAUAAUAAAUCAGCGAAUUUACACCGCAGCACUGCCCUAAAGCAGCAUGCCUGACAGCUUCUGCCUACCUGAGAUCAUUCACUACCAGGCAGAGAGAAAAAAAAAAAAAAAAAAAAAGUAAUGAGCUUGAUUUGUUUGUAUUUUCCAGGCGCUAAAACACAAGUUUUCACCUUUAUUACUACCUCUGUCUCGCCUGAAUGGAGUGUUCUGCCAACUUCUUCCCUGAGGCCUUGUGUACCUGCUUCAUGAGUGAGCUGGCUGCACCCUGUUCACUUUCUGCUUGUUGGAUAACCCACACAAACGAGCAAUACUUGGCUGUCAGGUGAUGCAACAAAGCUGCAUUGCAUUUUGGGGGGCAAAAACAAAACAACAAAAAAAGAAAAAGUCUGUUUUUCCAGGAAGAUUCUGAGACAACCUCUCCUCUUGGUGCAUUUUAAAGGCAGUUGGUAUCAAUACAGUGUUGCAUUAACAUUUCCAAGGUACCAGCAGCCAUGUUUAACUGAGCUGUGUAAUAAUAGAAGGCUGCUAGGAGCUUCAGGAGGGGGCUUGGUGCUUGCUAAGUCAUGGAGUUUAAGUAAAACCUCGUUACUCCUGCAAAAAAAAAAAAAAAAGCCCCUCCGGUCCCUGUAAGCUUUCACAGAUUCAGCUGAAGAAAACUUUAAUAAUCCUACGUGGGUUUAACGCAGCCUCGGCCCAGUCAGCAGUAUUACUACAUCACCCUGACUAAUCAUUAUCAGUUCCGUUUGUUGCUACUGUUGAUUCUGUGGAGCGGGUUGGUCUUGAUGUCUCAUUUGUAAGUGUGAGUGCACCGUUGGAGUGGUUGUUCUAUGUAUGUAUGUAUGUAUGUAUGUAUGUAUGUAUGUAUGUAUGUAUGUAUGUGUAUAUAUGCGCAUAUUAAGACUUAUAAAAAGAAAGAUCUGAGCACAAGUUUGGGUUUUGAUUAAUUUAAUUGUUUAAUGUAAUUCUAUGCUGCAAUCCAAAGAAUAAACAUGUAUUAUAAUACA
Molecule: messenger RNA, 12677 nt
Organism: Acanthopagrus latus (yellowfin seabream)
Lineage: Eukaryota; Metazoa; Chordata; Actinopteri; Spariformes; Sparidae
Gene: kif13ba
Product: kinesin family member 13Ba
Exons: 39
Coding region: 961-6366 (1801 amino acids)
Biological process (GO): microtubule-based movement; regulation of protein localization
Cellular component (GO): adherens junction
Molecular function (GO): microtubule binding; cell adhesion molecule binding; microtubule motor activity
Source: RefSeq, a predicted model, not a curated record